AUGGUCAUAAUGAGAGAGAUUCAUCAAAGUAAAGCUUCGGACCCACGAAAGAUACAAAUAAUUUCAUUUAAUCACGCCCUUAGAAACUUGCGCCCUUCUCACAAGCUUAAAAUUCCAUGCCUUGUUAGCCGUUUCUCGCGUCCAGUACUAACUCAGUAUUUAGUCCUGUUUAUGCUCCAUUCUUUGGUGCCAUUGGCUGUGCAGCUGCCAUCGUCUUCACCUGUUUCGGUGCUUCAUACGGUACUGCUAAGUCAGGUGUUGGUAUUUGUGCCACAUGCGUCUUAA
This is a messenger RNA of Priceomyces carsonii, 285 nucleotides long. RefSeq lists its product as uncharacterized. The record is from RefSeq and is a predicted model, not a curated record. The coding region runs from base 1 to 285 and encodes 94 amino acids. The transcript has a single exon. Lineage: Eukaryota; Fungi; Ascomycota; Pichiomycetes; Serinales; Debaryomycetaceae.